AUGCAUGCUACUGCCAUGGACCUGGUAGUGGCACCGGAGCUCAUGCUUCCAGAGGCCGGCCUAUCCCGACUGCAGAUAGUGUUGCUCUUGGGUUCGAGCACGUUGGCGCUUCUGUCCGUUCUGUUCCAGCUCGUGCUGGAGCGGCACGGUCAUAAGGCCGGAGGGUGGACUGCCCCGAACGAAGCAGUCUCUCCUGGCCAGGGCUUUGUUUCAGAUCCGGACUUUCAGAUCGGCAGACUGCUCUCAGAGCAUUCAGUCACACCCAAGCCCGUGAGCCUUGCAAGCAAAAGACGUGUAUUGGCUUGGUGGGCUUGGUGGAUUGAGCAGGACGCCUCCAGAAUUCAGGAGACACAGCUCCAGGACCCUCCGCAGAAGCUGCCAGGCUCUUCGCACCCGCAACGGAAGCUGAAGCAUGCCAAGGAAGCCACGGAGGUUGCAUGGAAAGCAGGCAUGGAAGGCAUGGAUGUACAGGGAGCCAGGGAGCCCAUGGAGGAGGCACUGCCAUUUCAAAAGAAGUGGCAUCCAGAGUGCGAAAUGCAGGCUUUUGAGAGGGUGCCCUUGCGCAAGACGGAUCUGAUGGAUCUUGGGGAUCUUGGAGAGACCGCAGAGGCACCGGACGUUCCGCCCAUGCCAUUCCAGAAAAAGCGUGAUGCGAAGCUUGGCCCAGGGAUGCCAGGGAUGCCAGGGAUGCCAGAGCCACCGUCCCUGCAGCCUCUGCCCUUUCAGUGGCGGGACCAGGAGCUAAGGCAGCCAGGGCAGCUCGGGCGCACAGCGCCGGAGCCAAGUGCAUGGCCGCUGCCGUUCAGUCGUGACAAGCACCCACAGGCUCAGAGCCUGGGAAUCCAAGACGAAGUCCAAGACGAAGUUCAAUCAGCGACCUUGUGGGAUACUCGGCAGCUGGCAACCGACCCGGAUGAGCAGGACCUUGCUCCCUGGGCUUGGCACCCCAUGAGACUGCAGGAGAGCGCAACGAAUGCUCCGCAACCGGCGUCGUGGGACUCCCUGCACCUCGCAGCCCCCUUGCCGGUGCCAAUGCCUCCGACUCUGGGCCCUCCUCCUGGCCUUCCGCCGCCUCCAGUGCCUCCGCCACCUCCAGCGCAUUUCGCAACUUUGGAGGACGACAACAUCCAGCCGCGCCUGAUGCGGCCACUCAGAGAGAGCCUGCGCGAAAGUAGCAUCCCAUCAGAGUUGAGCCAAAGCAACCCGCUGGCGAUCCCCAGCAUCGGGAGUUUUGGGCAUCCUGACAUGUGCUACCGGCCGUGCGUUUACCUAGAGAAGGGAAGCUGCAAGCGUGAUGCUUUCUGCACGCACUGUCACUUCGAUCAUGAGAAGACUUACAAGCUCGCCAAGAAUCAAAAGAGGUUCAUCGAGACUCAAUUGGACGAGGUGUCUGUGCUGGCAGCGCUUUUGCCUUUCAUCCACGCAAAGGCCAUCGAACGUGGUCUGCAGCGGGAGGUGAGCAACUUGUGCGCUUUGAUCCAGCGCCGAGUGGAAUUUCUCAGGAGCCGCGUCAGCGUGCGGGCGGUUCCUGUGGAGCUCGCGCGCUCCCUGCCGCGGCUCCCCUUGCACACACUUCUUGGCAUUCUCAUUCGAAGAUCAGACUUCGAGCCUGAGUUCAUGGACGACCUGACCGUCGCCGUGGCGCAGGUCCGGGCGGCAAUUCCUACUUCGCUGCGCUCGAUCUGCGAGGGCAUCCCAGAAAGGGUGCCUGUGUAUACGCCGCAGGCACGGUAG
Symbiodinium natans is the source of this 1734-nucleotide messenger RNA. NCBI's taxonomy places the organism in Eukaryota, Dinophyceae, Suessiales, Symbiodiniaceae. The record is from the annotation of a GenBank genome assembly.